This is a messenger RNA of Gilbertella persicaria, 1155 nucleotides long. RefSeq lists its product as uncharacterized. The record is from RefSeq and is a predicted model, not a curated record. Lineage: Eukaryota; Fungi; Mucoromycota; Mucoromycetes; Mucorales; Choanephoraceae. Gene Ontology annotation, molecular function: poly(U) RNA binding; mRNA 3'-UTR binding; poly(A) binding. Gene Ontology annotation, cellular component: nucleus; ribonucleoprotein complex; cytosol. The transcript has 4 exons. Bases 1 to 1155 code for a protein of 384 amino acids.
AUGACCCCUAACUCACCUACAUAUCCACCCUAUGCUACUUUUGUGGAUGUUCCUCCUCAAGUUAUUUAUGACCCCAACGACCCUAAUACUGCAACCUAUGCCUAUGUGUAUCCUGUAAGUCCUCAAUUCUCUGUACAAUAUUAUUCCACUGCACCAACAGCAGGUGCUACUGAGAACGCACGUUAUGGAAGUUACCCCGGAUCCCCCGUCCUCCACCCACACCUUCACUAUUCUUCACCUCAGAUGCACCCUUCCAGUCCUCCUUUUAGUCCCACCUUACAAUAUCACCUUCAACAAAGCCCUCCUACACAUGCUGCUUUUGUAUUGCCUCACCAACAACCUUUUCCUCCAUUACAUAUAUCUUCUCCUGUACUCAACGCCUCAGGUUCACCACCUCAACAAUUUAUUCAACCUUUGACCUUUGACUUGAAGAAGAGACAAGAACAAAUGGAUGAAUAUGCUCAUUUGACUCAGUUUCAUCCUCAAAAUAUUUAUGUGCGUGGCUUGCCUGCCACAGAAACAGAUGAAUCCUUUUUGGAGUUGUGUAAAGUAUAUGGUCCAAUUAGCUCUUCAAAAGCUAUCAUUGACCAAAAGACGGGUGAAUGUAAAGGGUAUGGAUUUGCCAUGUAUGAAAAUGAAGAGCAUUGCCAAUUGGCCAUUCAAGGUCUAAAUGCUGCUGGUUACCAAGCUUCUUUAGCCCGAGUUGGACAGGAAUCAUUUAGCUCAAAAUUAAGAAGUCUUCAAGAUGAAACAUCAACUAAUAUCUAUAUUUCCAAUCUACCUUUAGCAAUGGAUGAAGAGGCUUUGGAAGAAUUAUUCAAACCAUAUCAAACAGUAUCAAACCGUAUAUUGCGUGAUCCACAAUCUGGGCUUAGUCGAGGUGUAGGAUUCGCUAGAUUGGUUGAUCGUCCAUCUGCAAGUGCUAUUAUUGAGAAGUUCAAUGGUCAUUCUAUCUCAGGAUCUUCAGCACCCCUGCAGGUCCGUUUUGCAGAUUCACCUGCUCAAAAGAGACUCAAGAAUCAAACAUCAACCAACAAAAAGGCUGUCAAAAACCUUCGUGAAAACAUAUUCCCCUUCCCCAUCAGACCCAUCAUGCCUAUCACGCCCGAGACUAUGCUGGGUAUCGCUCCCUCUUCUUCUACUUUUAAUGGGUAA